Cicer arietinum (chickpea) is the source of this 1419-nucleotide messenger RNA. RefSeq lists its product as uncharacterized. Lineage: Eukaryota; Viridiplantae; Streptophyta; Magnoliopsida; Fabales; Fabaceae. Gene Ontology annotation, cellular component: EMC complex; membrane. The record is from RefSeq and is a predicted model, not a curated record. Gene Ontology annotation, biological process: protein folding in endoplasmic reticulum.
UAAAUAAAAAUACACGGCGUGAAAGUGUUGUUUACUAUCGAAACAAAGCGUGUUGAGACGGAGCUGCCGGCUGUGUAAUAUUAUUAUCGAUUCGAUUCCCAGUUCCCGAUCUUGUUCCUCCACACUCAAAUUUAGGGUUUUCUCACACCCUCUCUCCAAUCUUUCACUUUCACCCACCAUCAACACUCUCUUAUCCACUGAUUUUUUUUGUUUGCGACGCAUCGCGUUAAGUAGGUAUUAGAAUAAUGGCGGAAGAUCUUGUGCUGGAUACUGCAAUCAGAGAUUGGGUGCUGAUUCCUUUAUCAGUGGUUAUGGUUCUCAUUGGCGUCCUCCGCUAUUUUGUUUCAAAGCUUAUGCGCUCUUCUCAAACUCCUGAUGCCAAAAUUGUCAGAGAAGGGCAAGUGAUGCUUAGAGCUCGGAAUUUACGUGCUGGGGCAAAUUUUAUCCCUUCAAAAGCUUUUCGUGCCCGCAAGAUUUAUUAUUGCAAUGAGGAAAAUGGUCUGUUGUUUGUUCCAAAGGGCCAAGCCCAGAAUCCACAAGCUCAGAUGUUCUCUGAUCCGAACAUGGCCAUGGACAUGAUGAAGAAAAACCUUUCAAUGAUCAUACCUCAGACUCUUACUUUUGCUUGGGUGAACUUUUUCUUUUCUGGGUUUGUAGCAGCCAAGAUUCCCUUUCCAUUGACACAGAGGUUUAGGUCGAUGUUACAGAAUGGAAUAGACCUUAGCACAGUAGAUGUUAGCUAUGUCAGCAGUCGUUCUUGGUACUUCCUCAAUCUCUUUGGCUUAAGAGGAUUGUUUAGUCUCAUCUUGGGGGAGGAAAAUGCUGUAGAUGAUACACAAAGGAUGAUGCAAAUGGGUGGUGGAUUUGGAUUUGAUCCUUCAAAGGGUCUGAGUGUUGAGAAAGACAAUCUUGACAUAACGCAACAUGACUGGGCCUUACCAAAUUUUGAGCAACGGGCUGAAGAUGUGUUGAAGAAAGUCAUCAGCUGAACAAUGUUAUGCGGAAUAAAAAGUUUAAAUGCUUGCCUUAAGCCAAAACACUGAAAUUUUAUUGUUGCGGUUGGAGCUUUGCCAUCCACGGCAAAAGAUAUUGAAGAUCUAACCCGAGACAAUCAGUGUGAUGUUGAGACAAAAAAUUACGUAUUUAUUGUCAGAAAAUACUGUUGCGAUUGAAACCAGAACUGAGGUUAUAUCUUUUGAUAGAUUUUUUAGAACGGACAUAACCAUAAGAAGGAUGGAGACACUUAUGAAAUGUUGAGCCGUGCGAUGUGUUUUAAGUCAUGUCAUAUAUGUAGUUCUAACUUUUCCCGAAAAUGCUAAUUACACGAUAUAUGCAUACUUCUUAUCAACAGAACCUGCAUGCAGAAUUAGAAUUUAUGCUAGCACGAGGUGCACUGAAUAAUUUGUCACUAUUUAUGCA